Tympanuchus pallidicinctus (lesser prairie-chicken) is the source of this 2668-nucleotide messenger RNA. RefSeq names its product glutamate-ammonia ligase (gene GLUL). The transcript is spliced from 7 exons. The coding region runs from base 153 to 1274 and encodes 373 amino acids. The record is from RefSeq and is a predicted model, not a curated record. Lineage: Eukaryota; Metazoa; Chordata; Aves; Galliformes; Phasianidae. Gene Ontology annotation, molecular function: glutamine synthetase activity. Gene Ontology annotation, cellular component: cytoplasm.
CGGCCCGCUUCCCGCUGCCCAAUCAGUGCGGCGGGGCCGGCGCUCCGGCUCCAUAAAGCGGCGGCGGGCGCGGCCCCCGGGAGCCGAGCGUGGGAGCCCCGCGCCGAGCCCCUGCAACCCUGCCCAGGACAGCCCUCGUCAGCUCCGCAGCCAUGGCCACCUCGGCGAGCUCCCACCUGAGCAAAGCCAUCAAGCACAUGUACAUGAAGCUGCCGCAGGGGGAGAAGGUCCAAGCCAUGUACAUCUGGAUCGAUGGGACUGGGGAACACCUCCGCUGCAAAACCCGCACACUGGACCACGAACCCAAGAGCCUGGAAGAUCUCCCCGAGUGGAACUUCGAUGGCUCCAGCACCUUCCAAGCUGAAGGCUCCAACAGCGACAUGUACCUGCGACCUGCUGCCAUGUUUCGGGACCCUUUUCGCAAGGAUCCCAACAAAUUAGUUCUCUGUGAGGUCUUCAAAUACAACCGCCAGUCUGCAGAGACAAAUCUCCGGCACACCUGCAGGCGGAUUAUGGAUAUGGUGUCCAACCAGCACCCCUGGUUUGGGAUGGAGCAGGAGUACACCCUUCUGGGAACAGAUGGUCAUCCAUUUGGCUGGCCUUCCAAUGGCUUCCCUGGACCCCAAGGUCCAUACUACUGCGGUGUAGGAGCUGACAAAGCCUAUGGCAGAGACAUUGUGGAGGCCCACUACCGAGCGUGCCUGUAUGCUGGUGUGAAAAUUGGAGGAACCAAUGCAGAAGUGAUGCCUGCCCAGUGGGAGUUCCAGGUGGGACCAUGCGAAGGGAUUGAGAUGGGGGAUCACCUCUGGAUAGCACGCUUCAUCCUCCACCGGGUGUGUGAAGACUUUGGUGUCAUCGUGUCCUUUGAUCCCAAACCCAUCCCUGGGAACUGGAACGGUGCUGGCUGUCACACCAACUUCAGCACCAAGAACAUGAGGGAAGACGGGGGACUCAAGCACAUUGAGGAAGCCAUCGAGAAACUGAGCAAGCGUCACCAGUACCACAUCCGUGCCUAUGACCCCAAAGGAGGGCUGGACAACGCCCGGCGCCUGACGGGCUUCCAUGAGACAUCCAACAUCCACGAGUUCUCCGCCGGCGUUGCCAACCGCGGCGCCAGCAUCCGCAUCCCACGCAACGUGGGCCAUGAGAAGAAAGGCUACUUUGAGGACCGCCGGCCUUCAGCCAACUGCGAUCCCUAUGCUGUGACGGAGGCCCUCGUCCGUACGUGUCUCCUCAACGAAACUGGGGAUGAGCCUUUUGAGUACAAGAACUAAGUGGAAUCAUGCCCACAGACACCGCCUUCCCCCCAUGCUUCCCACACCCCUAAACUUCCCUUCUAGUUGUAAUCCUGAGGGUACAAGAUAACACACUUCGUGUCUCAGUAACUCUUGUUGUUUUGAGGUGGGGGAGGAGGGCAGGUUUAGUUUUAAUGAUGUCUAUUUGUCGUUGACUCUUCAAAAGGCGAGAGGAGGAGCAGAGGGUGUUAGAGAAUUUUUAACCACUGUUUUGUUUUAUUGUUGUUUUUUUUUUUUUGUCUAAUUCAUCCGUACAUCCGGUGGGAUCCAAUGGCUUCCAGGACAGGCUACACAUAGAAAGAAGCCAGCAGACAAGAGGAAAGUGAAAAUUACAGCUGACUUCCCCAAAUUUGGGUGUUAGACCCAACGCUGGUGCUCUGUGGGCGGAUGGUUCUCAAGGCAUAGCAUCCCAAGAAGGGCAGGGAGGAGCUGAGAUGAGGCCCCGCUCUGUCCUGGGGUGUGAUGGGGAAGUCUUCAGCCUCUUGGCCCUGUCAGAUUUCUAGGAUUCUUCUUGGCAUUGAGCGUGUGGUGUAGGAGCACUUAGGAAAGCUCCUUGUUCUGUCAUUGGAAGUCAAUUGAUCUCCUGCUCAUAACACAGAGUGAAGUAGUAUUUUUCUAUUUAAAUGUAAAAACAAAACAAAAAAAUUAUAUAUGAAAGUGGGGGGUUUUGUGUUUCUGGUUUUUGGGUUGUUUUUUUUUUUCUUUUGAAGAAGAAAAAGAUGAUGUCCCAGGGACUUGACCACAAGAGUGGGCAGAGCUCAUGGGGGUGCUGCCAGAGGGCCUUCAGGUGGGACUGAGGGAGAGCUUGAAGGGCUCAGUGGGGAAGACUCAGAGGAAUGCAGCUUGCAGGAGGCAAUUCCCAGACCUGGGAAGCCCACAGGAACGUUUAUCACUGUAACUCAAGUAGCCAUGAAGUGCUUGUGUGGAUGAGGGGGAGGAAGGUGUUCCGAACGAGGAGUUGGCUGGUCAACUUCACCAUGUUCUGGACAGAGCUGUGGGUGCUUCACUUUCCGGUGGGGUUAGCACGUCACUAAAGCAGGGCUUUUGAUAAAUGAAAUUUUAGAUGACUUUUUUUUUUUUUUUCUUGUAAUGUACUUAGUUUAUAAAACUGAGUGAUUUUACAGAGACCGUCGAUGUCACUGUUGUGUCCUGGCUAUGGGACUGCCUGCCUCUGCUGAUUGUGGCUGGGAGGAGGGGAAGGAUCCAUCCCUCCCAGGCAGCCCUGUGCCUCCCAGCUCGGGCUGGGGGUUCAAACGUUCCAGGAUCUUACACUUCGGGUAUCUUAGAUGGUGCCAGUUAUAUUCCGUUGCAUUUGGACUUCUUCCGAAUAGUUUUUUUAUAAUUAAAAAAAAAAAGAGAGAUUGAAAUGUUAA